UAGUCAGUAGAAGGUAACACAUGCUCCAGGUAAACACACUGGACUAAAUAUUAACAGAGUGAACUGAAAGCAAGAGGAGGAUUAGGCUCCUGCAGACCUACUGAAAGACAUAACUGAUUUUAGGGAGACAUGUUCGCUAUUGAUCCAGUCUCAGUGCUUCUGUCAAUUGUUGCCAUUCUUUUUUUGCUAAAUGCUUUUUAUGGCCGAAAAGGAAAUAACUACAAAAAUUUUCCUCCAGGACCAAAACCUUUGCCAAUAAUUUGAAAUUUGCACAUUUUGGAUACACAAAAACCAUUUCAAACAUUUCAAAAGUUAGCUGAGGAGUAUGGCUCUGUAUUCAGUUUUCACAUGGGAAUGAAGAAAGUGGUUGUAUUGUGUGGCUACGAUGCAGUGAAAGAUGCUCUUGUCAACCAUGCAGAGGAGUUUUCUGAUAGACCUUUCAUACCUAUUUUCCAUGAUACAUCCAAGGGACACGGUAUCGUUUUUGCUCAUGGUGAAAACUGGAAAGUUAUGAGAAGAUUCUCUCUUACUACACUACGAGAUUUUGGAAUGGGAAAAAAAGUAAUUGAAAACCUGAUUAACGAGGAAUGUGAUUCAUUGGUGGAAGUAUUUAAAUCAUACAAAGGAAAGCCUUUUGGCAACAAAAUAAUAAUAAAUGGAGCUGUAUCCAACAUAAUUGUAUCUGUACUACUUAGCCAUCGCUUUGAUUACAAUGACCCAACAUUUGUGAAGCUUAUGGGCUUAAUCAACUCAAAUCUAAUGACAUUAAGAAGUCCUAUGAUUUUGCUGUACAACAUGUUUCCAUCUUUGGUUCGCUUAUUGCCUGGAAGUCAUAAUAUAGUUUUUGAAAAUUUCCAGAAGAUGAAUACAUUAAUUAAAGAGACGUUUGCAAAGCACAAGGACCAGCUGGACAUGAACGACCAAAGAAAUCUCAUUGAUGCAUUUCUUGUCAAGCAACAAGAGGAAAAACCCAAAGGAUUAUUUUUCCAUGAUGAUAAUUUAACAGCUCUUGUGAGCAGUUUGUUUGCAGCUGGAACAGAAACAACCUCCACGACCCUUCGAUGGGGCAUUAUGCUAAUGAUGAAAUAUCCAGAGAUCCAAAAAAAUGUCCAAAAUGAAAUAGACAAUGUGAUUGGAUCUUCUCAGCCUCAAAUAGAACACAGAAAGGACAUGCCGUAUACAGAUGCUGUCAUUCAUGAAAUUCAAAGGUUUGGUAAUAUUGUACCUAACAACCUUCCACAUGCAACUACUUGUGAUGUCACAUUUAGAGGAUAUUUUAUUCCUAAGGGAACAGAGGUCAUCCCACUUUUAGCAUCUGUCCUGCAAGACAAGGCUUAUUUUGAGAGACCAAAAGAGUUUUAUCCUCAGCAUUUUCUUGACUCAGAAGGAAAAUUUGUGAAAAAUGAAGCAUUUCUCCCAUUUUCAGCUGGUCGAAGAAGCUGUGCUGGGGAAAACUUAGCUAAAAUGGAAUUGUUCCUGUUCUUUACAAGACUUAUGCAAGCAUUUACAUUCCGGCCUCCAUCUGGUGUAGAGAUCGAUCUCACCCCUGUAUUCAGCAUCACUUUAAGCCCAUCUGCGCAUGAGAUCUGUGCCUUGCCACGUAACUAGGGCACAUUUUUGAUGAUGAGUGGACAAGAAACAGAUUUCCAAAUAAUCUUCUAAAGGAUAAUCCACAUACAAUGUAUCUGUGUAUAUGUUUAACUCAAUUUGAAUCUUUAGUUUUACUGGUGUAUAGAUACAUUUAAUAUUAAAAGUACAUUAUACAGAA
Messenger RNA from Pelobates fuscus (common spadefoot toad), 1768 nucleotides. RefSeq names its product cytochrome P450 2K1-like. The transcript has 10 exons. The record is from RefSeq and is a predicted model, not a curated record. NCBI's taxonomy places the organism in Eukaryota, Metazoa, Chordata, Amphibia, Anura, Pelobatidae. Gene Ontology annotation, molecular function: oxidoreductase activity, acting on paired donors, with incorporation or reduction of molecular oxygen, reduced flavin or flavoprotein as one donor, and incorporation of one atom of oxygen; iron ion binding; heme binding. The coding region runs from base 349 to 1608 and encodes 419 amino acids. Gene Ontology annotation, biological process: xenobiotic metabolic process. Gene Ontology annotation, cellular component: cytoplasm; intracellular membrane-bounded organelle.